UUCCCUCACUUCUAACCCGAUCAUUGUAGUAAACAUAUGCCUGUGUAAGAUUUCUGGAUGCAAAAUUAAUAAAGCUUUUGGUAAACAACGAAACAUGCUGCCACGUCGUGCCGGUUUCCGUGCCUGCUACUCCUGGCCGGAUUUGAGUCAACACGGUCUUAUAAGCCGCCACCGCGUGCCACGCCCACAGCGCCAAACUGGGGAAACUCUUGGGGAGAAGUCCUGGAAUAAACCGGGGCAGCCAGCCAGGAAACACUUGUCAACCCAGUGGGUCACUCCAAAGGUGACGGUGAAUAGGACAUACCACUUUCCGGGGAGCAGGAUGACACGGUCUAUUGCAUUAUCGGGAUCGGAGAAGCCAAAGGCUAAGGUAGCGCCCCAAGUUGAGGAUCAGCAUGUGGAUGGACACGGCGUGGGGAAACUGACGUUGCAGCCCAAGGUGAGGGCGGCUGUGGCGCGUACGAAUCUUCUCGAUGGCAGACAACCUGAAACACAAUGCCAGUUUCAGGAAUCCUCUGACUCAGACUCAGACUCUGACCCUCAAGACGUAACAAACUAUCUAGACUCUGCGGUAGACACCACAGAGACUGUAGUGGAUGCGGUCCUUCUUGACGUUGUGGACACUCUUGACCUUUCAGACACCCAAGACAUUACAGACUCCAACUUCGUAACUGAUAAUCGUGACUUUGUGGACGUUACUGUAGAAACCACAGAGCGUAUAAUCGCAGGGGUCCUUCUUCACGUUUUGUCCACUCUCGACCUUUCAGGCACCCACUCUCUAGACUUGACGGAGACACAAGACCCUACCAACACAGACACUGCAGCUAACUUAAACGGACUUGAGGACAUCGACGAAGAAUCCAUGGAGCAAUUGGAGAAUGGGCUGAAUCAAUACCGCGCCAACUUCAUGAUUCGUCAGCUUCAAUACGCUGCCAUCCAUCGCGAAAGUCGGGCCCUUCUCCAGGAGAUAAGAGGCAUCUUCCAGGGACUGGAUCAACUGCGUCAGCAGGUAGACGAGCGUAUGGGCAGUAUCACUUGUCUUGAAAGCAGCCAAGCCGAUUCUUCUGAUGGAUGGGAGGAUCCUGCUCCCGAUCAGCCGCCAAACUGAUUCUAUCCAUCUCACUGAUAUGAUCCCUAUGUUUGCAUUUUAAUAAAACGUUUUUCGGUGUGCAAAAAU
Messenger RNA from Drosophila bipectinata, 1177 nucleotides. RefSeq lists its product as uncharacterized. The record is from RefSeq and is a predicted model, not a curated record. Lineage: Eukaryota; Metazoa; Arthropoda; Insecta; Diptera; Drosophilidae.